AUGUUCCAGCAAGAGAGUAUGGGUUUCCCCACUAGAGUGCACUCUCCGGUAAGCAUGCCCAGAAGAGCACACCCAGGAGCCGUGCUUUUGACCCCGCAGUCGUCGUCGAUGGCAAAUUCCCACAGCGGAGCGGGCGAAAAUGGGAAUCACUCGCAACAUCUGCCGCUUAGUCCGCAGCUUUCCUCUCAGCAUCUCUCACUCAACGACCUGUUAGACCAGCAACAACAGCAGCAACAGCAACAUCAAACCAUGCUCGUUGAUUCACAACGUACAGCAGCCGGACCUGCUGUCGUAUCUCCACUGUUACAGCCAAGCUCUUCCAUGUUUCUGGACUCAUUUUCAAGACCUGCAAGUAGCAUGGCUGCAUUGCAAACGUCAGUUCCCGCACCCCCUCCUACAAAUAUGGUUAAUUUCACGCAUGAUCUCAAUCAAUUAUGCUCGUGGAUGUCAAUGUUAUCGUCAGCUCAGCAGAACUCUGUUAUGGAUAAUCUUCUAUCUUCGUUGAACGAGGAAGUUUUACAAAAUACUAAGUUGAAGUUAGACAGUCUGGUGAGCUCAGGUUAUAUGUCGCCAAGUGUGAGGUCUCCACAGGUUUUGGCACCCAUCCCUGACCGGGGCCCCACACCCCAGCCUCUGACGUUGGAUUCUCUUUUAAACAACAAUAUUGGCCACAGUAUGAACCGUCAAUGGUCUCCAAUUUCUCAAAAUCAUUCAAAUAGUCAGCCGAUUUAUGAUUACAUCAAUGACCUCUCUAACAGGCCGCGCUCGGCUGAUCCUCAGCUCAGGAAAAAGUUUGGGACCCCGGGAAAGCCGCCCCAAAAAAAGUCAUCUCCUCAAUCCAAAUUCCAUCCAACAAAUGGAAUGAGCUCUCCUACAGGGUCAACCGGCUCGUCGGCUUCAUCCUCCAUGAACCCAAAGACACUAACAGAUCCGAAGCUCUUGAAUAACAUUCCGGCUUGGUUAAAAUCUUUGAGACUUCACAAAUAUUCUGAUGCACUAAAUGGGAAGCCAUGGACGGAGUUGAUAUACCUUGGUGACGACUCUUUAGAGGCACUAGGUGUGUCGGCCUUGGGUGCUAGAAGAAAGCUCUUGAAAGCGUUUGCGGUGGUCAGGGACCACAGGGAGCGUGGAUUGAUUGAUUCUGGUGCAUGCUAG
Molecule: messenger RNA, 1155 nt
Organism: Lachancea dasiensis
Lineage: Eukaryota; Fungi; Ascomycota; Saccharomycetes; Saccharomycetales; Saccharomycetaceae
Source: the annotation of a GenBank genome assembly